Messenger RNA from Trematomus bernacchii (emerald rockcod), 1323 nucleotides. It is a transcript of the gene snx10a, whose product is annotated as sorting nexin 10a. NCBI's taxonomy places the organism in Eukaryota, Metazoa, Chordata, Actinopteri, Perciformes, Nototheniidae. The transcript is spliced from 7 exons. Bases 305 to 898 code for a protein of 197 amino acids. The record is from RefSeq and is a predicted model, not a curated record. Gene Ontology annotation, molecular function: phosphatidylinositol binding. Gene Ontology annotation, biological process: intracellular protein transport.
ACGUAGCCAGCACCUUUUACACAAGAGCGGUAUCAUUCUCCCUGUGUGUGGCUUGGUAACCUUAUCGCAAUUCAUUUUUUACCACAUUUUAUUUCAUGUAUAUUUGUAUAACAAUAGGGUGAAGAAGACAAGAAGUGAUCAACAAGGAGGAAAAGGUCGCACUGAGUAGCUACGUUUGUGUGAGCAAAAGUUCAGUCCAGGCAGUGGUAAACCUCAAACUACCCUACUGAGCUGCUCCUUUUGGUACAUAAACACCGGAUUACUGCUCGGGAAGUGAAGAGGGAAAGGUUUUUCUGUACCUGCCAUGGAAAGUAUGCUGGAAAAUCUGUCAAACUCUGACAUAAUCAGCAUUUGUGUGCAAGAUCCAAGGCUCUUAAAAGAUUACCUCUGGCACACACAUGUCGACUAUGAGAUCUGUUUACAUACCAAUAGCAUGUGCUUUCGAAAAAAGUCUUCAUGUGUAAGACGGCGUUACAGUGAGUUUGUUUGGCUGCGACAUUGUCUGGAACAGAACGCUCUGAUCAUCGAGUUGCCCAAAUUGCCGUCAAGGAACCCCUUCUUCAGUUCGAAGAACCCGGGACAGGUUGCACAGAGGAUGAAGGGCUUCGAGGAGUUUUUAGAAAGUAUUUUUGAAAACCCUUUGUUGCUGUCGGACAGCCGGCUCCAUCUGUUCCUCCAGUCAGACCUCAGCAUCACGAGGAUAGAGAGGUGUGCGAGUGGUAAGACAAGGUACACGGUGGCAGAAGCAAUACAGCGAUGCAACAGCAGCUUCAUCAGCAGUUCGGAGGACAAGGCGGCCUCCUGUGACUCUGACUGUGAAAGCAGCUCUUCUUCAACAGGUUGUCACAGUGUGGACACUCCAGAGCAAGGGACCCCCGUCCCCUUCUCAGAAUCAUGACAGACACUCCCAGCUGUUCAGCUGUCUUUCAGCAUGUCCCCCCCACGCGUCAACAGCAGCAGUGCUUGAUCUGUUGGUGAUCCUCCAUGGAGCUCUUUCUUUUCUUAACCUUCAAACUACUUCACUAUGCAACUUGGACAUUUGUUGUUUUAUUGUGCUUUAUUUUUUCUCAAAGCAUUACCUUGGUCAUUUAAUUGAGUGUGUAUUUAAAAAAAGAAAUCAUGUUUUAAAAAUGUAUGAUAAACCUGCACACUAUAAUGGUGAUUUCUUAAACAAUUCCGAUGUAUAUUUUUAUCUGCACUGAAGCUCUACCUAUGUUGGCAAGGAAUGAGCUUUGUAUUGUAGACUAGGAUUUUUAGACACAUAUUGGAAUACUUCUAUGCUGUAUUAAUGGUUGAAUAAAUUGUCUUUUUGAUGAAAAAAUA